CGGCUCGUCGAUCCCUUCCCGCCUUAUCCAUAUCCUUCAAUUGUCCAGCUCCUGCCUUUUUGUCUCAUAUCUAUCCCACCCAUUCGGAGUAGUAGCUACCUAGCUGCCUUCCUGUUACUGCCCUCAGAACUGCGCUUACCUUACUUAACUUCUCCGCCCGUUCGUUCGUUUCAUUAAUUGUUAAGGCAGUCCCGACCGGAAGUCUCAAUCUACCGUUCCGCCUUUCACCUGCCACCUUCCGCCCCCGUCUCCGUCCCCCGACUAAGCUCAAGCAAGUUCAAACCCACUCUCUCCGUCCCCAUCAUCAAUUCACAGACGACAUCCUACUACACCUAAGACCGACUUCUUUGGAUAUCGAUUUCUCCGGCUGAUCUGCGUCACUCCGCCCGAGCCACUUCUCUUCAUAUCCGACCCCGUCGCAAACUUAUCGGCGCCGUCUUCGGUUGCCCGCCGGGCCGUUACAAUGCCUGCGCGUGGCCCUCCGUCCCCGAGCUCGCAACCCGCAAAGCGACAGCGACAAGACUCGAACGACGAUGGAUCGCCGCGCAACGGCCAGCCGAGCCCCCAGGAUCGUGAGCGCGACCGUCUCCAAGCCGACGGUGCUUCAGCGUCUUCCACUACCGCCUCUCCCUCAGUAGCCGCCAAGGCAGGCCAGAGCAGUAACUUUCGCAACGUCAGCGCCUGUAACCGUUGUCGCCUACGUAAAAACCGCUGUGAUCAGAAGUUACCGAGCUGCGCAAGUUGCGCCAAGGCAGGGGUCGCUUGUGUUGGCUAUGAUCCCAUCACAAAGAAGGAAAUCCCACGCAGUUAUGUUUACUAUCUCGAAACCCGAGUCGAGCAGCUCGAGAACCUGCUUAGCGCCAAUAACAUCACCUUCCCACCAGCCGAAAACCUCGAAUUGUGUUCUCGAAUAGGCACCGACACCGCCAGUAUCAACUCCGCCACCGAAACAGGUUAUUCCGGUCCAUCAGAAGCCGGCGACCGUAGGCCUCAGAGCCAGGCGGUGGAAUCGCUUAAGAAGAAGUCGGGCCAAUCAGGAUUCCUCAACAUCGUGAGCCCAUCGAAACCUCGGUCUUUGGCAUCCGCAUCUGGUGUCUCGUUCGCCCGGGUCGUAUAUGCUGCAGUUCAAUAUUCAUCCUCUGGUCAACCGAAUCCGAAUGAUCCAAGGAAUCCUCGGCAAACAAGCGGCAACGGAGCUUCGCUGCGCGAUUCGUUUUUCGGCCUUCAUACCAGGCCUUCUAUCAAACCUGCCAGUUUCCCUAGUAAAGAAGUCGGCUUGCGGCUCGUGAGGUUAUAUUUUGAACACUCGAACCCUCAGAUUCCAAUUUUGCACAGAGGAGAGUUUAUGCAGACGUUUGAACGCAUAUAUGCCACUCAAGAUCCGGCCCGAGGCUCGCGGGAGCUCUAUUUGUUGAAUAUGGUUUUCGCCAUCGGCUGUGGUGUCAUUGUUGGCGAGCCAGUGAAAUCUGACUCAUCUGGCGAUACUGGUGCCGACAACAAAAGUCGAUGCGAGCCAGAGGAGUAUCACGCGAGCGCAAUCGUGCACCUAGAAUCGUGUUUAAGUAACAGCGGAGGAGGCUUAGAAGUUCUGCAGGCCGUACUUCUUCUGGCUAAUUUUGCUCUCCUUCGACCUGUUCCCCCUGGCCUUUGGUACAUUAUUGGUGUUGCCGUUCGACUUGCAGUUGAUCUCGGCCUGCACUACGAGGAUGACAGGGAGAUUGAUUCCUUACCUAACGAAAGUGAACAGACUGAUAGUGCUGGAUCCCGAGAGAAUGGAGCACAAACCCGGGGAAAGAAGUUGUGGGUGCGAGAUAUGAGGCGCCGUUUGUGGUGGUGCACGUACUCUCUCGAUCGUCUGGUUAGCACAUGCGUUGGAAGACCAUUCGGCGUCAGCGAUCAGGUCAUCACAACUGAGUUUCCGUCCUUGCUGGAUGAUGACUAUAUUACACCCACCGGACUUAUAGAUCCACCAUCAGAUCAGCUCCAACCCAGCUACAAGCAUGUUGCCCAUCAUUACUUCCGACUGAGGCUGCUGCAAUCGGAAAUUCUUCAAGUGUUGCAGUACAAUCAGGCUCAGAUCGCCAAGGCGGGUGUUCAGGGCAAGUUCCCUGAUAUGCACAUUCAUCUCCCGUCGCCCUUCCUGGUGCAGUUUGAUUCGUUCCGUUCAUGGCGCAUAGAUAUCGACCGAAGACUGUAUCAGUGGAAGACGUCAGCACCAUCGAGACAAGAGACGGGUGUCAUGUUUUCGACCGAGUUUCUGGAGCUCAAUUACUGGCAGGCGAUCAUAAUGCUCUAUCGCCAGAGCCUUAGUGUUCCCGCUAUGUUUGAGGGCGAGUACAAUUCAUCAAAUGAGGUCAAUAGCCCAACGGCGUUCCAAGCAGAGCUUCGUGAAGACGAGGAUCGAAUCUACCUGAAAGUUGCAGAGGCAGGCCAAAAGAUCCUCCGCAUAUAUAGACAGCUACAUCUCAGUGGGUUGGUGAGCUACACCUAUCUUUCCACCCAUCACCUGUUCAUGGCAGGAAUCUCGUACCUUUAUGCUAUUUGGCACUCGCCCAUCGUACGAAGUCGCCUGAGCAUGGAUGAAGUGGACUUUACUAUCCUCGCUGCCAAAUCGGUUCUCACAGAUAUGAUCGACAAGUGCCCUCCCGCCGAGACGUGCCGAGAUGCGUUCGAUCGAACAGCCAAGGCCACCAUUAAGAUGGCCUCCUCAACAGGCGGUUUCGGUGCCCCAACGGCCCGAAUACAACGUUCUGCGUGGAACACACCGCCGGACUCAUCAAAGGGAACAGGGCAAGGACGUCACCGUCCGCAGGGCUCAGAUCAGGCGUCUUAUCAGAUUGAUUUGUCGCUAUCUGACUCGCUCUCAUCUCCUACACUGUCUGUUGCAGGCGACGGGAAUGCACAGCCAUCGCCCCCAGUGGCACGAUCAACAGAGGGUUAUUUACUCAAAUCGCGAAGUCGAGGUGGACCAAGCCCUACGGACUCUGGUCAUAAGCAAGAGGGAUCGCCUAUCGAAUCGGGAAUGGCCCCUUCACCUAUCCCUCGAAGACUGACGUCCCAACCGAACGGCGGAGGAUCCUAUGGUGGACAGCAGCAAUUUAAUGGACAGGACUACCCAGAUGCUCAAACAAUGGAGUUCCUCCAGAAUCUGGGCGCAUCAUCAAACGGAGACUUCACUGCCAUGGACCAGUCGCAGCUUGAUAUGGGUCUAAGCAUGAACUGGGAGGGUCUUCACCAUGACUUUAGUGAGGCACCACAAAUGAACCCUUUUGACACGUUCUUCUUUGGCGGUCCCCAAGGGGGUGGAGGCCAGGACGGCGGCAUGAACAUGUAGGAAGAUGUUUGUCGGAUCUGUUUCUGUCUUUAUUGCCGGCGCGUUGGCUUGAUUUCUUGCUUACCUGCAGAUGCGGGUCUGCUCAGUGAAAUGGGUGGCUCUUUAUGACAUUUGGGUAUGUUCCAGUACAUCAGAAGGCGAGGGUGCCUUUCUGUUUUGAGGUUACAAAAGUAGAUGUCGAUGCUGGAAGAUGUGGAGAAAAUUCAUGAAUAAGUCGAUGGUUACUGUUUACUACCAUGGUGAGUUAUGAAGAUAUGGAGCAACUGGGUAGAUAUGGGAUGUCAUGAAGCAGAUAUACCGCUCAUAGAAAAGGUGAAAUAGGAGGUCAUGAGUUGAUGGUACCAAUCUUUUGUCUAUAUACAGGUAGUUUUUGCAGAGACUAUCCGGGUAUCUAUCGAAAUGAAAGCCUCGAUUCGAAAGAUUUUGACGCUCAAUCUGACCUCUUCUCCUCUCCUCUCCUCUCUUCUCCUCUCUUCUGCUCCUUUUGUGCAUAUUACUCAUUCUUUCCAAUGUACGUCGUAGUGAAUCCUUUCUCGUCCAUCCAAUCCGCCGAUCGAUCUAUGCAUCCAACGUCCAAAAUAUGUCGUAAAGUCGUAAUUAAAACAAACUGAAGAAAUAAAAUACGCAUACUGUCGUCGCUAACAUCUUCCUCUAUCGGUCUCGGCUAUAGCGUCUGCUCUCCCUCCGAGGCGAGUAAUCUCUCGGGGAAUAGUCCCUUCGAUAUCCCUCUCCCAUCAACGGCUCUCGACGAUAUCGGUCUUGACUCUGUCGUCGUGAUCGUCGCGGAGGAGAAACACUGUGCUCCUCUUCAACAACAAUCUCGUUAUCCGAAGAGAUAGUCGAUUCUUGAACGAAGCGCGGCGCAGGAGGGUCAACAAUGAUUCGCUCCCCUCGACUAUCGCCCACAAGCGGUGAUGUUCGUCUUCGACUCCUAUCCCUCGAAUUCACCGUUGUGCGCGAUCUCGUCCUCUUGGAUCUAGACGUUGCCCUGCUCCGCGAUCUGUUCCUCGUUCUUCGAUCUCUUCUGCUGCGGAAACUCAGAUAUGUCGACGUAUCGCCCGUGACUGUACUCAUAGGUCCGCCUGAAACAACAGUUGAUGCGCCGUCGACUGUUCUCACGACUGGACCGCGGUGCAGGAGCAUGUAGAUAAUGUACAGCAGGAGAAGAAAGCCAGCGACAGAGCCGAGGACGAUACCGGCGACGACACCGGGAGCGAGGGAGUUAUCGGUGCUCUUGUAGGAUAUUGGCACAGCGGUGAAGGAGCUGCUCGAGUCGUCGUUCUGGCGGACAGAGAGGGAAUUGUACCCUGAGGGUAUUGUUGACGAUGGAGGAAGGGCUGGCAUUUUGGCUGACGAAUGAUGUGGUGUUGAUAUCAGGUUUAUUAUAUUGUUAGGAAUAGCAUGGCAGUAGAUUCCAAUAGCAAAAUGGUAUAGCUCUUGGUUUCUGAGAGGGUGAGAGUUGUGAAGAAUUAAUGAGGUUGUUGUUGUAGUUGGGACAAAACGACGCAGCUCGGCAUUUCCAUCCAUUAAAGAUGCUGCACGUUCCCCCCAGCCACGU
This is a messenger RNA of Fusarium verticillioides 7600, 4892 nucleotides long. RefSeq lists its product as hypothetical. The coding region runs from base 464 to 3334 and encodes 956 amino acids. Gene Ontology annotation, molecular function: DNA-binding transcription factor activity, RNA polymerase II-specific; sequence-specific DNA binding; zinc ion binding. The record is from RefSeq and is a predicted model, not a curated record. The transcript is spliced from 4 exons. Gene Ontology annotation, biological process: DNA-templated transcription; positive regulation of transcription by RNA polymerase II. NCBI's taxonomy places the organism in Eukaryota, Fungi, Ascomycota, Sordariomycetes, Hypocreales, Nectriaceae.